CGGAACAAUUAAAGAGGCUACCGGUACCCAUCUGCUCUUUUCUACUUUCUCACUCCAUCUGAGAUACAGCAGCUUCGCUUCACCACCACAAUCUCAGCGAUAUUCUUUAUCCACAUCCCAUGUUGAUGACGUUCGGCAAGCAAACUCAACAGCAAUCCUCACCUUCGAGUCUCUUUUCUAUCCGCGGCUCACUCCUUUUCCUCGCAAUUUUAACAUUACUCUCUUUUACCUAUCUCGCCAUCAAAUACUCCGCUCCCGCACCUCAGGUUUCCGUCGCUAAACUGAUCGAUGCUGAAGUGAAAAAUGCGGUUACGGAGGAGGAGAAGGACGAGGAAUUUUCUGACAUAUAUCACUCGCCGCAUGUGUUCAAGUUAAAUUACGCGGAAAUGGAGAAGAAAUUCAAGGUGUAUAUAUAUCCCGACGGGGAUCCCAACACGUUUUACCAGACGCCCAGGAAGCUUACUGGCAAGUAUUCGAGCGAAGGAUACUUUUUUCAGAAUAUAAGAGAGAGUCGAUUCCGUACUGAUGAUCCAGAUCAGGCCCAUCUCUUUUUCAUUCCGAUCUCAUGCCACAAGAUGCGAGGCAAGGGCACAUCUUAUGAGAACAUGACCAUAAUUGUGCAAAAUUACGUGGAGGGCUUAAUAGCCAAAUAUCCUUAUUGGAACAGAACCUUGGGUGCAGAUCACUUUUUUGUCACCUGUCAUGAUGUUGGUGUAAGGGCAACAGAAGGACUUCCACUCCUUGUAAAGAAUUCCAUACGAGCUGUAUGCUCCCCUAGCUAUGAUGUUGGAUUUAUUCCACACAAAGAUGUUGCUCUUCCUCAAGUACUGCAGCCGUUUGCUCUUCCAGCUGGAGGCAAUGAUAUAGAAAAUAGGACAAAUCUUGGCUUCUGGGCUGGUCAUCGAAACUCCAAAAUUAGAGUUAUCCUUGCACGUGUAUGGGAAAAUGACACAGAGCUUGAUAUUUCAAACAAUAGGAUUAGCAGGGCUGUUGGGCCUCUGGUAUACCAGAAAAGAUUUUACAAGAACAAGUUUUGCAUUUGCCCUGGAGGUUCACAGGUCAAUAGUGCUCGGAUAACUGACUCUAUUCAUUAUGGAUGCAUUCCUGUGAUAUUGUCAAAUUACUACGACCUGCCUUUUAAUGAUAUUCUUGAUUGGAGUAAAUUCUCCGUCGUACUCAAGGAGAGUGAUGUUUAUCAUCUUAAGCAAAUCCUGAAAAACAUAUCCUAUGAAGAUUUUGUUGCACUUCAUAAGAAUGUCGUAAAGGUUCAGAGACAUUUCCAGUGGAACACGCCUCCCAUAAGCUAUGACGCAUUCCAUAUGGUAAUGUAUGACCUUUGGUUGCGCCACCAUACUAUCAAAUAUUGAUACCGUAAAUUCAUUCAUUCUGUAUACUUAACAGUUUUAACACUCGGAAACGUUGUACAUAAAACUGUAUGUUGCUUAACGUUUUACCAGUGGGGAGAUUUUGAUUCAUUUGUUCUUACUAUUUUAGGAUUGCUCCCCUUUCAGGCCUAUAAUUUAUGUAUAUUUUUCUUUAUUUUCCUCUUCGAGUCUGCUGUAAAAGUCAGUUUUGUUGUGAAAACGUUUUGCUUUCAAGAGUUUCUGUUGUUAGUCUGUGUCUGUGGAAUUAUUAACGGUGGUUAUAGUUCAACUAA
Messenger RNA from Neltuma alba, 1657 nucleotides. Its product is annotated as probable glycosyltransferase At5g03795. Gene Ontology annotation, molecular function: glycosyltransferase activity. Bases 120 to 1367 code for a protein of 415 amino acids. The transcript is spliced from 6 exons. The record is from RefSeq and is a predicted model, not a curated record. Lineage: Eukaryota; Viridiplantae; Streptophyta; Magnoliopsida; Fabales; Fabaceae.